AAAAAGGAAAAAUAAGAUUGUAUCGUAUUCUAUAUCCCUCCCCAGUUGCCGCCAGUCAGCCAGGCCCAGCUAAGGUUAAAAGGGCUGUGGCCUGAAGAGCAGAGUGAUUGAAGACCAGAGGGCAGCAGAGAAGGGAAGACCAGCGGCGGCAGCAGAAGCAGGAUGAUGAGUCAUUGUCAUAGUAGCUUGUGGGUAAACCCAAACCCGGUGGCGGUUGCGGGAGUGACGAGUUUGAUGCUAUUGAAUUUGAAGAACAAGUUGUACUACAAGAAGAAGAAGAACAACAUAUCCUAUUCCUAUUCCUAUUCCAACUCCUAUUCCUUGUCCCUGUGCUGCGUGGGAUUGAGAGCGCCUAUGGGUUUUGGCUACAGUUCCAGUUGCCUUGAUGAUCAACAUCAGCAGCAGCAGCAGCAUGAUGUUGUCGUCCGGGAUGAUGAGGACGAUCUCCGCUCCUUGUUGCAGAUUCUUCCACAUGAUUUACACGAAAAUCUUCUCAAUGAGCCCAAAAGAGCUCGACUCUUAGAGGUUAUAUUGGAUUUGGGUCGUAUGCCGGAAGCACGCUAUCAUGGUGAACUUGGUGGCCAAUAUUUAAGGAGAACAGUGGUAUCGUUGAAAGAGUUGGAGCAUGCUCAAAAUGCUGUUGGAGAUUUUGGGGGAGAUAACAGAGCUGGCAUUGAGGGUACCUUGCACAGAAUAUCAGCUAUUAAGAGUAGGAAAGGGCUGAUAGUUGGAUUGACUUGCCGAGUUGGGAGGGCUGUAAGUGGUCAGAUUGACAUGCUUUAUGAUAUGCUUCAAUAUGAGAAGAGCAUCUUGUUUGUUGGAAGGCCUGGGGUUGGCAAGACCACUGUAUUGCGCGAGAUUGCUCGUGUCUUGUCAGAUGAAUUUCACAAAAGAGUGGUAAUUAUUGAUACAAGCAAUGAAAUAGGAGGGGAUGGAAAUAUUCCACAUGCAGCAAUAGGAGGAGCACGGAGAAUGCAGGUAACAGAACCAUCUAUGCAACACAAGGUUAUGAUAGAGGCAGUAGAGAAUCACAUGCCUGAGGCGAUCAUUGUUGAUGAGAUCGGCACAGCAGCUGAAGCUCUUGCUUGUCGCUCGAUUGCUCAGAGAGGGGUCAUGCUUAUUGCUACUGCUCAUGGACAGCAGCUUGAGAAUAUACUAAAGAAUCCUACUCUAUCUGAUCUGGUUGGAGGAGUAGAAACUGUUACUUUAGGAGAUGGUGAAGCCAAAGCUAGAAGAUCUCAGAAAACCAUUCUUGAAAGGCAAGCACCUCCAACAUUUGAAUUCUUAAUUGAGAUGAGACAGAGGCACUAUUGGGUUACACAUCAGACAGAAAAGAGUGUAGAUAUUCUGCUUCGUGGCAAAAGCCCACAGGUCGAGGUCAGGAGAAGGGAUAAGAAGUUCAAGGUUGUAAUAGAAAGAUCAAAGUCAUAUGACGAGUGUGAGGCUUAAUACGUGCUUCAUUUUCUUAAGUUUUACAGGAAGAUUCCAAAAUUCAAAUUUGCGGAAACCCUUGUGUUGUUUUUUCCUAAGGCAAGAAGGCUUUGCUUUAGCGAAAAACUCUAAAGAAAGAGAAUAGAAGAGGCCAGAAGAGCCUUUCCCAGAUGGGUGUUCUCUUUGGCAAGUGCGCAAGAUGUGACAGAUUAACUUAGCUAGUUUAACAGGAGAGCAUUAUUAAUGGAUAGAGGGAUGGAGGGAUGGAGGGAUGGAGGGAUGCGAGUAGAGAUCCUAGGUUCGAACCUUCAUGUAAUACUAGUAAAUAAAAGAGGGUACCCAUUUUCGUAGACGUUUAAAAUUUUUCAUUUUGAUAUUGUGAUGAGAGGAGCGAUGAAUAAACAAAGAGCAAUUGGCUGUGGGAAAUCCUUGUGUAAGCAAAAAGGAAUCCAAUG
Prunus avium (sweet cherry) is the source of this 1886-nucleotide messenger RNA. Its product is annotated as P-loop containing nucleoside triphosphate hydrolases superfamily protein. Gene Ontology annotation, molecular function: ATP hydrolysis activity. The record is from RefSeq and is a predicted model, not a curated record. NCBI's taxonomy places the organism in Eukaryota, Viridiplantae, Streptophyta, Magnoliopsida, Rosales, Rosaceae.